GUAUCAUCAUCCACUGUUACUGGUAAUGGGAUAGACCCAAUCAAGAUUAAUAUGUGUGAUGACCAUACGGUUUCAGGAUCUAUCUAGUCCAUUGUCGCUGGGCAUGGGAUUUGCCAAGCUCAGGACCUACGUGGCUUGAUACACAGGCUAAACAAUAUCCGAGCACAGCGGCCCGGUUGCUUGCGCGUGGUGAUCAUUUCAUGUCACUGCAGCUUGCAUGGCCCACAUCAUGAAUGCUUUUACUUGACGAAAUCGGAAGGUGAAACUGGUUUUGGCGGUCAUUGAAUUGUACUUCAACAUUACGACGAGGUUUGUAAAUGAUUUCAACGACGAGGUGUGGUCGACAGUUUGCUCAGAGCCCAGUCCUUGUAGGGAUGUGCCAGAAAGCGGUGGAAAUUCCAGGUUUUAUGUUAUCGAUGUUGAUAGUGAUCAGGCAGGAAGACUGUGGAAGACGACACAUGGAUAGCUUCCCGGGGCCCGAACUACCGCAAGAUGAGCCCAACGUUGCGGAAUGACUUUUACCACAUCUUUGCCUGUGAUCCAGGACGAUCAGCGAGGGAAUCGGAAGAAGGAGGCGCACUCACCGCAGCACUGCUCCAACUCUUGCCCUACAAGUUACCAAUCUCGGAGAUCUUCAAAGCAGCGGCCAAAAGUGUGAGUUGCCAGCGGCCGUGGGUGGAUAUGCGGCCAGGAACCCGCGAGCCCAUCCUAGGCCGUGGAUCGAAGAGUCAAAACAAACCCCAUCAACACAGGGUGCAAGAGUGAGCUGCGGGGUAGAUGCACAUAAUUCACCAAAAGGUGUCCACAGUAUGUCCUGAUUGAUUGAUUUUUGUGUGACUACGUGCUAUGUCUCGGCCUUUGGACGGGUAGACCCUCCUGUAGGAGGCCAUGUAGCAGCGUAUAGAUUUUGUUCAUGUUAAUGUUGCUUCGUUCACUUGAUCCAGCAACGUUGCUGUCGAUCACCAGCCAGUCAGGUGAUCUCCCUUCGGAUUUGCCAGUGCUUUUGGGAUCUACUGACCGGCUUGGGUCAAGCGAUACAUUGGCCAAGGAAGACAACGAUGAAACGUCCAACUGCAGCAGCGAUGUUGAAUUUGUCCCCUCAGAUUUUGAGAUCUUGAGGUUCUAUUGGUUGCCCAUCAUGUCUUUGGUUGCUUUCUUCAUUCAUGCCCUGCUCCUCUUCUUGUGGAUUCUGGGCGUUGUCCAUAAACAAUAUGCCACUCGCCUUGCUAUGCCACCUGCUCUCUCAUUCUUAGCAUUGGCAAUGACGUGCCAAAAUGGCCAAGCUCAACAUUCCACGAAUGCUCGAUGCGGCUCAACUUUCAUGACGCGCUUGCGUGGAGUGUGGUGGGCGAUGGCCAAGUAUGCGUUCGGUGGUUGGGGAGCUUCCUGUUUCUGUGUACUUGGCUUCGGUGAAGUCGUCAAAGAGCAGGACUGGGUUGCUGCUGCCGUCAGCUGGGUAUUAGCGAUUGCAGCCGCUUCUGUGAACAAUCAUGGAUUUGCGGUCAUCGCCAACCUAUGUGACAGGUCCAGCGAUCAGACACGCAGACGGACAGUCUUCUUGUGGGGCCUUGUUUGUUCUUUGUCCCUAGUUCUGGCGCACAGUGGUCAUUUUGCAUUGAUGUCCGGUGAGGAGGCAUUACAUCAAAUAGAGUUUCGAUUUCAUUUUUUCAUGUUGGUCUUUCUUGCAGCAUGGUAUUUGUGUGUGGUGCAUGACUCUGAUCCUUCGCUUUCUGCUUGUGGCAGCCAGUCGAGCCAUGCGGUUUCCACGUACAUGAUGGUGCCUUUUCUUGCGAUAAGUAUCCCAUUCAUCCAAUCCAUUUCAUUUGUGGAUGCAAAGUGGUCCUCGUCUUGGCAGCUGUGGCUUUUGGUCGAAUACGUUGCAUUGUACCUUAUCGCGGUGGUUUGUGACAAGUUCAGACCAGAAGGAGUCGAAGCAACGCUGGUAGCGGAUGCUUGAAAGUUUGGAAUUCGGAACUGAUGCAGCU
Durusdinium trenchii is the source of this 1985-nucleotide messenger RNA. The record is from the annotation of a GenBank genome assembly. NCBI's taxonomy places the organism in Eukaryota, Dinophyceae, Suessiales, Symbiodiniaceae.